This is a messenger RNA of Trematosphaeria pertusa, 2927 nucleotides long. Its product is annotated as CTR1 suppressor protein. The record is from RefSeq and is a predicted model, not a curated record. The transcript is spliced from 5 exons. Gene Ontology annotation, biological process: phospholipid biosynthetic process. Gene Ontology annotation, molecular function: glycerone-phosphate O-acyltransferase activity; glycerol-3-phosphate O-acyltransferase activity. The coding region runs from base 433 to 2697 and encodes 754 amino acids. Lineage: Eukaryota; Fungi; Ascomycota; Dothideomycetes; Pleosporales; Trematosphaeriaceae. Gene Ontology annotation, cellular component: endoplasmic reticulum membrane.
CCCGGCCACACCUGUCAUAAUUGUUUCGCACCGAACUCUCCCACGGCGCCGGCGCAUCUGCAUCCCCACACGCCCGAGCUCAACAACAGCUGUAGCGCCUCAAUACAUGCGAGAGCACAUUGCUCCCCAGCAGACCUGCCCGCCCACCGGCUUUCGGCUAUUCCUAACACAAGGCGGCGACUAGGUGUUGAAAGCUCCCAUAUCAUGGGCUGGUUGUCCCGCUGCGCCUGACGUACGCAAUAGUGGAGCGGCUCCAUCUCUGCAGACGGCCUUUGAACGGCCUCCCGACCUUCACUUCCCGGCUUGGUUCCCGAGCAGCUUUCCGACCCUCGAAUCCUCCCACGACGCAUCUCCUGCAUCCCUACGCCCUGAUCGUGCCUCCGACAACCCUCUAAACAAUUAAAACCUCACCCGCGGAGAUAUACAGACAACAUGGCAAAGAAGAAAGAGAUCGGAUACAUGAACAAGUAUGUCUACGAUGCGUUCCUCUGGACGUUCUCGAUACUUGUGGAGCUCUUCUUCCGAGAGGUGCAUCCCAGGAGCAGCUGGAAGGUGCCAAAGGAGGGGCCGGUGAUUUUCGUGUGCGCGCCGCAUGCGAAUCAGUUCGUCGACCCUUUGAUCUUGAUGCGCGUAGUCAAGCGAGAAUCAGACCGGCGUAUCCAUGUUCUGACGGCCGAGAAGUCGAUGAAGCGGAAAUUCAUAGGCACAAUGGCUGCGGCGUCGGGUGCUGUGCCUGUGGGCAGAGCAAUGGAUUCGACCAAGCCCGUGCCGGGCAGAAUAUACCUCCCAGACCCCGUCAACGACCCAUGUCUCGUCCGCGGGGUUGGGACAAACUUCGAGGCCAAAGACUUUCAGGUUGGCGGCUCUCUGGUCCUGCCAAAGGUCAACGAGACGGCAGCUAGCGCUGAGAUUCAAGAGAUCAAGGGCCCUGAGGAAAUCAGGUUGAAGCGUCCCUUCAAAGGCGGCGUCGCGAUGCAGCAGCUUACUGGUCGAAACGACAUGACCGAAGACGGAACAUUUAUCAAUGGAGCUUCGUCUAAGAAGGGUCCUGCUCCGGAUUACGAAGGCACUAAUUUCAAGGUCGCCCCCAAGCUUGACCAAACUCAGGUAUACGACGCGGUGCACACGGUGCUCCACCGAGGAGGGACCAUCGCCAUCUUCCCGGAAGGUGGCAGCCACGACCGCACUGACCUGCUCCCUCUAAAAGCUGGUGUUGCAAUUAUGGCUCUUGGCACGGUAGCAACCAAACCCGAUUGUAAUUUGAAGAUCAUUCCGGUCGGCAUGAACUACUUUCACGCCCACAAAUUCCGCUCAAGGGCUGUUAUCGAGUUCGGCACCCCGAUCGACGUGCCAGUGGAGCUGGCCCAGAAAUUUCAAAGUCAAGGAUCAGAAAGGCGCCAGGCCAUUGGAGACAUGUUGGAGCAAGUCCGCGAGGGCCUCGUCUCGGUCACAGUGACCACCCCCGACUACGAUACGCUGAUGCUGAUCCAAGCUGUGCGUCGUCUCUACAACCCCAAAGGCACGAAGCUUCCCUUGCCUCGUGUGGUCGAACUCAAUCGCCGUCUUGUACAGGGAUAUGCAAAAUACCAGAACGACCCGCGCAUUAUCGAAUUGAAGAAAGAGGUCAUGUCCUACAACCAACAGCUGCUGGCGCUCCGCGUCCGAGAUCACCAAGUGCAGUACGCUAAGAAGGGCAUUCUCGAGAUUUUCGUCAUAUUCUGGUACCGGUUGCUCAAGCUGGCCAUACUCUCAAUCUUCGUCCUUCCCGGAACGUGCCUCUUUGGCCUGGUGUUCAUCGCCUGCAAGGUUUACUCUAUCAAGAAAGCGAGGGAAGCGCUUGCAGCGUCCAAUGUCAAGGUCCAAGCCAGAGACGUCAUGGCUACGUGGAAGCUUCUCGUUGCGCUGGCCGUCGCUCCGACCGUAUACACGGGCUACGUAUUCCUUGUCACCCUUUGGUAUUAUCUGAACUACUGCAAUGGCUAUCUUCCACCAGGGAUUCAGAAACGAUGGCUCAUCCUAACUCAAGCUAUCGUCUACCCCUCGGCGACCUACGCCGCCCUCCGCUUCGGCGAGGUCGCCAUGGAUAUUCUAAAAUCGCUCUUUCCCCUCGUCAAAAUGAUGAGCCCGUGGUCCGGCAACCAGCUCGUCAAGCUCCAGGCCCGGCGCGAAAACCUUGCCCACCGCAUCACCGACAUCAUCAACACUCUCGGCCCCGAAAUGUUUGAUGACUUUUACUCGAAGCGUAUCAUCCAGGAUCCCUUCACGCACUCCCCGCCCCGCACGCCGACUACAAAAACCGCCGAAGACGCCCGCAAAGAAGGUCCGCAGCCCAUCGAAACGUACGACUUCCCCGCCUCUCCCACAUCCCCCGAGCGCGAAGCAUAUCGUCACCUGCCCAAGAACGAAUCUUUCCAGGACCUUACGAACCAGGACAUUUUCUCCACGCGACCGCCUACGCCUAAGCGUAACCAUAGCAGGAGUCCGAGCGGGAUGCUGGGAGGCUUCCAGCUUAAGCCGUUUAGCACGAUUGAUGGGAACCUGGAGGAGGUUAGUAAGAGGAUUAAGAGCGGGAUGAGGAGUCGCAUGCGGAGAAGGAGUAGUACGGAUGGUUGGGAGGAGGGUAGUGGGGCAAGUACUCCAGGGACGCCGAGGAGCGAGGUUUCUGAAGGGCUGACCAUGACUAAGAAAGAGAAGUAGAUGCGGUCUUUUCCUUGGGUCGCGACCUGGGUCAACCGAGGGCGGCAGGCAAACGAUUUCUUGAGCGUGGCGUUUAGGGAAUGAUGUAUGUAUGUGAAAGUGGGAAUUUCCUUGCCGCUAAGGUUAGUGAUACCAUCAGCUUCUGGGCUAUUUUCUUGUAGGUGCAUGAGUGUACGGUUCCGUUCCGGUUACAAUGAAUAAAUGUUAAAAGCGCGUUAAAGCUGCGUACG